AGCCCACCACCAGUGGCUACACGACCCCUAGCGAUGGCACCAAUGGCACCCUGCAACCGCGUGAAGGCCUCGGUCCCGAUUCUCGCCUUGCCCACCAGCAGCCCACCACCAGUGGCUACACGACCCCUAGCGAUGGCACCAAUGGCGCGUGGGCCGUACAUUAGAGCGCCAAUCGUAUCGCCAUGGCUGGACACACCCGGUGAGCCACCCAACGCAGCCUGCAACCGUGCAGAAGGCCUCGGUCCCGAUUCUCGCCUUGGCCACCAGCAGCCCACCACCAGUGGCAACACGACCCCUAGCGAUGGCGCCAAUGUCUCGUUGGCCGUAA
This is a messenger RNA of Phytophthora sojae, 328 nucleotides long. RefSeq lists its product as hypothetical. The record is from RefSeq and is a predicted model, not a curated record. The transcript is spliced from 2 exons. Lineage: Eukaryota; Oomycota; Peronosporomycetes; Peronosporales; Peronosporaceae. The annotation marks the transcript as partial.